CAGCGGUAAAAUGAAAUCGACUUUAUUUUUGAUAGUUUGUAUAACUUUUCAAAAAAUUUAUGUUGCUUUUAAUACUCAAGAAGGAGGCGUUAAUAUUUCAUUUAACGUCACACGUAUGUCAACAUGUCGGACGGAAAAAGAUAUGUUUCGUCGAAUUUUAGGAGUAGGACUUCCGAACUGCGUGAGAGAGUGUGGCUUACGAUCGCAUUGUGAAGCUUUGUGCUAUAGGAGAAAGUUGCAAAUUUGUGAUUUAUUUACAACAAGCGACGGAGGAAAACUUAGUAACGGAGACUGCAUCUUUAUUGCGAGAUCUGAGAUAAAGAUUGAAAAGACACCGUGUGGGGUUUGCCCUCAUGGGAAAGAUUGUGACAUAAAUUCUAAAGUCUGCAUUUUUAAAGAAUGCUCAAGAAUGGAGAUAAACAAUGGUGUGGUUCUCGGAAAUGUUAAUACCAGAGGGAGCACUGUCCGGUACAAAUGUAACAAUGGAUACAGGGACAUGUCAAGACUAAAGACUGGUAUCUGUCAAGAGGAUGGUACAUGGAAUAUGAGUGCCAACUGCAAAAAAGAGGUGAUAUUAAAAGACUGUUCCGAAGUAAAAGAGUGUAACUCGUCUUACGCUGAUGGAGAGUACUGGUUAUUUCCUGAUGUUCUUGAAGGGCAUAAAGUCAAAAUAUUCUGCUCAGGAAUGUCAACAUCGUCGCCGUCUGAAUACAUAUCAGUUGACCAAGACCAUAACUAUGGCUUUGAUGCCGGAGCAAUUAACACUGUCGAAAUGUUGACAAGAUACAUGAAAAUACGUGUCAAUGUGAAGACAAUGGAGAUUGAUUGUAGGGAUACCACAUUUACGGAUCCGCCUUCUUCGAGCUUUCAUUAUGCAAGAGCUUCUGGCUGCAAAUGUCGUGGCGGAUGUCAGCCAUAUCAAGGAUAUUUCAACAUAUCUACAGUAGGAACUGGACUGAGAUUUAACGAUGAGGUGAUAUUCAUUCACAAAAUAUGCAUGUCUGAAAUAGCAGAUUAA
Molecule: messenger RNA, 1018 nt
Organism: Mercenaria mercenaria
Lineage: Eukaryota; Metazoa; Mollusca; Bivalvia; Venerida; Veneridae
Exons: 6
Coding region: 11-1018 (335 amino acids)
Molecular function (GO): zinc ion binding; metalloendopeptidase activity
Source: RefSeq, a predicted model, not a curated record